GGGUGCCUUGUUUUUAGUUGACGGCCACAUAUUUUAGUUGUUUUGAGUUUUUGUUGUCAGUUUAUUUCAAAAUGAAUCGCAUUUUUGGUCGUGGAAAACCAAAAGGACCACCGCCAAAUCUCACUGACUGCAUAGGAAAUGUUGACUCACGGGCAGAGUCAAUUGACAAAAAAGUUGCCAGACUAGAUGCUGAACUGGUUAAGUAUAGGGAUCAGAUGAAGAAGAUGAGAGAUGGGCCUUCAAAGAACAUGGUCAAGCAGAAGGCGUUGAGAGUGCUGAAGCAGAAGCGAAUGUAUGAGGGCCAGAGGGAUAACCUGGCGCAGCAGUCCUUUAACAUGGAACAGACCAACUACACAAUUCAGACCCUCAAAGACACCAAAACGACAGUAGACGCUAUGAAAAUUGGAGCCAAAGAGAUGAAGAAGGCAUACAAGAAUGUGAAGAUCGAUAAGAUUGAGGAUCUCCAUGAUCAGCUGGAGGACAUGAUGGAGGACGCCAACGAGAUCCAGGAGGCCAUGGGCAGAAGCUACGGGACGCCAGAGAUCGACGAUGAUGACCUGGAAGCAGAACUGGAUGCCCUGGGAGAUGAGCUGCUGAUGGAUGAAGACAGCUCCUACCUAGAUGAGGCCAACACCGCCCCCUCCAUCCCAGAGGGAGUACCCAGUGACAGGGCAACAAACCGGGAAGGAGUUCUGGUGGAUGAAUUUGGCCUACCGCAGAUCCCUGCUACAUAAUGGAUAGACAGUGGGCACAAACCAAUGGCAACACUCCUGAAUGGAUCAUAACCAUUUUACUACAUAUAUCACAUUUAACACUUUCUCUCUGACUGACAUGGUGGUGGAAAACCUAAAUCUACUUGUUUUAGGUUCUUCAAAAGCGAAUCAGUGGUAUGGAAAUAAGUCAUGUUGCAAAUUCUUGAUCUUUGUAUGGACAAAUGUUUUUCUUUUCCAAGGUAAUUUAUUUUUCUUUUCUUGGCAUUUAGUUAAGACUUUUUACUGCAGCAUUGUGUUGCCAACUACUAAUAAAUAUAAAUUAUAUAUU
Messenger RNA from Esox lucius (northern pike), 1041 nucleotides. RefSeq names its product charged multivesicular body protein 5b (gene chmp5b). Lineage: Eukaryota; Metazoa; Chordata; Actinopteri; Esociformes; Esocidae. The record is from RefSeq and is marked provisional. Gene Ontology annotation, cellular component: multivesicular body. Gene Ontology annotation, biological process: vesicle budding from membrane; late endosome to vacuole transport via multivesicular body sorting pathway.